AUGCUAUUCCAUAAAAAUUACGCACUUAGGGUACUCUAUGGAAUCCCAGCACUCGCUUUUUUCAUAGUCGUGGCUCUCCUAUAUCUUAGCUUUUAUUCAAGUUUUAUAUCAUCUGAAAAGCUAUCUAUACCCCUGAUCUUCCUCUAUACCAUAUUCCACUUUGAUUUGGUUUUAAUUCUAUGAAGCUACAUCAGGGUUGUAGCAACUGAUCCAGGGACAAUUCCCGAAUAUUUUGAUUUUUUGCCUAACAAUACAACAGAAGGUCUAACAACUGAUCAUAUUGAAGCAGAUGUUUAUGCUGCCAAAAUAGGAAUGUGCAAUAAAUGCCAUCAAUCGAGACCUCCCAGAACUCAUCACUGUUCAAUAUGUGAUAGAUGCAUACUUAGAAUGGAUCAUCAUUGUCCUUGAGUAGGGAACUGUAUUGGAUUCUUUAAUCAUAAAUAUUUUAUUCAGUUUUUGGUUUAUACGUCAAUUGAUUUGCUGAUUUUAGGAACUUCAAGUGGAAUUAAGCUUUAUUAUAGCGAUGAAGAUUUAUCAAUUUGUCUGCUAUUAAGUACUAUUGUCGGAAUCUCAAUGUUCUUUUCACUGAUAUGUUUAAGCCUCUUUCAUAUAUGGCUUAUUGCUACUAAUCAAAGUUCGUUAGAAGUGAGAAUCGGAGGAUUUAAUGUUUUUGAUACAGGCAGCAAGAUGAAUAAUUUCAAGCAAAUUUUUGGGAGUAAUAUUAUUAACCCCCCUUAUUGGUUAACAAGCAAAAUCAUUAGAAAAUCAUAUUUUUUUAGAAAUUAUGCAAAAAAUAUUUUUGAAUAUAAAUUAUAUUUGAAUAUAAUUAAUAAUAUAACAAUAAAAUACCAAACAAAUUUUAUUGAAUUUUAGUCAACUUAUUGUGAGGCAGAAAUUUGUUAAAUUUGGUAUAUUAAUAUAAUUUUUAAAAAUAUAUAAUUUCCUUGAUCAAAAAACAAUUGGUCUAUAACAAAGUGAGAGUUAUAGUCAAGGUGUCUUUUGGAUCGCUCUGGGCUACAAGACUUUGUGUAUUAGGUUUGGGCAACAGUAGUUGACAAUUCAACUCUAUUAGUUGGCAAGUGAAAAUUAAUAUAUCGCUUAACAGCAUGUGGAGUAGAGUUUGCAGCUGUUUGCUGUCCAUCAGUUGGAUGGACACAUAUUUCACAGAGGGUCCAAAAAUGGUCCUGGACUAUAGUGUUUUAUUGCCAAUAUCCUCAGCUAGCAUAUACAUAAAAUGGUGGAUGACGUCCGACCCGUCCUCUCGCGUGACGGUAAUCCAUUUAUAUCCGGGCAUGGUUUUCAGGAGGAAUGAUAUGGCCCAACAAUAUAGGAGCCCAGAGGCGACGGGCUUAAACACAAACCCACUGAUUUGUGAUCUGAUCCAUGGGCAGUUAAUCGUGAAUCCUUUUUCCAGCAGCGCCCUAGCCAGUGGGUGCCCGAAAUGGACUAGGGUGAUUUCCCUGAUCAAGCUGCUAUUGAUGGCUUUGCCCCGAAUCACGGAAGUGGUUGAGUUUUACUCAGGGAUGACCUGGUAAAAGGGGAGGCAGGCUAGACUCACAUACAAGGCGGUCCCUCCGGUUCAAAGGGUCCUUAAAGAGGACGACACCGGCCAGGAUAGGUACAGUUGUCCUUAGACGGGCGAAGGGACUGGGCUGGAAAUGGUGGUGCCCGGCAAAGGUCUGCGGACACAAAAAGGGCAACCCACUACCGAGAAAUCAGGGGUUUCAGCCUGGGCUCAGGAACCAGAGGUGGAAGUCCGCCCAAUUCGCUUGUGCCAACACGCUACUGGAAGUAGAGACUUAAAACAUUCAGCAUUAACAUUAACAUCCUCAGCUAGCGUUGGAAAUGGAGUUUACUAUCCGGUGAAAAUUAGAAGAAAAGCAGGAGGUAUUGACUUUUAUGAUGAAAAAAUUUUUAUCUAG
Messenger RNA from Blepharisma stoltei, 1922 nucleotides. The record is from the annotation of a GenBank genome assembly. Lineage: Eukaryota; Ciliophora; Heterotrichea; Heterotrichida; Blepharismidae.